Molecule: messenger RNA, 1158 nt
Organism: Polyodon spathula (Mississippi paddlefish)
Lineage: Eukaryota; Metazoa; Chordata; Actinopteri; Acipenseriformes; Polyodontidae
Product: pituitary tumor-transforming gene 1 protein-interacting protein-like
Exons: 7
Coding region: 190-726 (178 amino acids)
Biological process (GO): protein import into nucleus
Cellular component (GO): nucleus; cytoplasm
Source: RefSeq, a predicted model, not a curated record
GCGCGCAAGUCACAAGACUAAGAACCCUCAGCCAGGAAAUCGCUGAUAGAAAAACGAAACAAAACAAAACAAGAACUAAUGUAACGGUAUUAACCAUUCUGAGUGGGUAUAUAUAUAUUUUUUUAACCGUUGUAUUAUUGAGACCAAGUUAACUUUGAUCAGUGAUUUUGAGUUUAAAAUAAAUACAAAAUGGAGUUCUUAAAGUUAAAAGCCUCGUCUUCUGUUGUCUUACUCGUCGCCUGCAUCCACUGCAUUCCUGUCUCAUGCAGAGACAGCCCAACUACAUCUCCACCACAUCACAUGUGCUCUUCCAUUGCUGGGUCUUGUGAAGAGUGCCUAAAGAAUGUUUCGUGUCUGUGGUGUUACACCACCAAUGCUUGUCUGGAUUAUCCUGUCAGAAAUGUACUUCCACCAUCCAAACUCUGUCAUCUGUCUGAUGCACGAUGGGGAGUGUGUUGGGUAAACUUCGAGGCCCUGAUCAUUGCCAUGGCCGUGGUGGGUGGUAUCUUCUUGAUAAGUAUCAUGAUCUGCUGCUGCUGCUGUUGCAGGAAGAGCUCUUCAAGACCUGAUAGAGAUGAAGAAAGAAUGGCCAGGAGACGUGAGGAAAGAAUGCAACGAUCAGAUGAGAGGAAGGCAGAAAGAAAGACAAAACAUGAUGAAAUCCGUAAGAAGUAUGGUCUUUUGUCAAAUUCAGACCAUCCCUACAGCAGAUUUGAGAAUGAUUAAAAGUGUAAUCCAGAUGUGGUGGUUUUAAGGAUGAUGAAAGAGGCAGACGGGUCUGCAAGGUGUACAUAGUUUCUUUUUUCUAAUUUUACAAACUAUUCAAUUUUUUCUUGUUGAACAUGCAGUCACAGAUGUUGGUUCUACUAUAAUUCACUCUCUGGGCUGUACACUUAAUAAGGAUGGAAAUCUUUUAAGUUGCAUCAAAGGGUUGGCUGAUUUUGUUAAUAUUUUCUGCUGUUUUGAAUUUUUCAGCUUUAUGGUCACUUCAGCAUUUUGAGUGACUGCUCCCUUUGUUUAAUAUAAUGAUCUUUUAAUGGUUUGCAUUGAUGAUUGUUACUGGUUUCAUUGCUGUGCUUUUUAAAAUACGAUACCUGUAAGCUGUUUAGAACUUUUUUUAUUAUUAUUUUAAUCUUUAUAAUAAAUUGUGACUGUUCA